Molecule: messenger RNA, 337 nt
Organism: Terrapene triunguis (Three-toed box turtle)
Lineage: Eukaryota; Metazoa; Chordata; Testudines; Emydidae
Product: AT-rich interactive domain-containing protein 4B-like
Exons: 2
Source: RefSeq, a predicted model, not a curated record
AUUGGAGUCUGUACAGGUCAAAAAAGACUUAAAGAUGCUCAGGGAGGAGGCGGUUCCUCAAAAAAGCAGAAAAGAAGCCACAAAACAUCAGUGGUGAACAACAAAAAGAAGAGCAAAACUGCAAACAGCAGUGAUAGUGAAGAACUUUCUGCUGGUGAAAGUAUGACCAAGUCUCAGCCAGCAAAAUCAGUUUCCACUGGAAUGAAGUCUCACCAUACCAAAUCACCUGCAAGAACACAAUCUCCAGGAAAAUGUGGGAAAAACGGAGAGAAGGAAUCUGAUCUCAAGGAACAGAAUAAUCGUUUGCCUAAAGUUUAUAAAUGGAGUUUUCAAAUGU